Purpureocillium lilacinum is the source of this 1170-nucleotide messenger RNA. The record is from RefSeq and is a predicted model, not a curated record. Lineage: Eukaryota; Fungi; Ascomycota; Sordariomycetes; Hypocreales; Ophiocordycipitaceae.
AUGGCUCAGCUACAGAUGACGUGCCACUGUGGCAACGUCAAGCACGACCUCACCGGCGCCGCAGACGCGGGCGACAUUGCGCUGUGCCACUGCUACGGCUGUCGGCACUCGACCGGACAGCUCUACGCUUCGUACUACAAACUCGAGCAGAAGAGCGCGCUGCCGCUGCUCUCCAGCUCAGCGCUCUCGAGGUACAAUUCCGCCGAACCACAGCAGGGAACUACACACCCUGCGGCGGUUUCGCUUUACUUUUGCUCGACCUGCGGAUGCCACGUCUUUCGGACCAUCGCUGGUCCCGAAGAGACGAGCAUUGAGGUCGCCACGGGGACGCUUACUGAUGGCAACGAGCUGUUCGCAGCCAAGUUUGCGUCUCACGUCGGUGUCGAUGAGACUCGGGACGGUGGCCUGGCAAAAUGGCUCGCUGAGCUGCCCAUCAACAAGGACGCCGAGACCCAGGCGAAGCACUAUUCGGCAGAGCCUGCGCCAAAGGCUCCCGAAAGGCAAGACACGCUGGAAGCGUCGUGCCUUUGCGGCGGCGUCGCCCUGCGCAUCACACGCCCCAAUGCCGAGAGCCUCAAGCCCCAUUCCGGUUUCGCCGACAUGAUCAUCCCAUUUCACACGGGCGAUCCGGCUAUCAAGAAUCCAGAGGACGUCAAGUGGUGGCUGCGCGAGAACGGCACCAAGUACAUGGCCGGGCUGUGCGCCUGCCAAACCUGUCGACUCGUGUCGGGCUUCGAGCUGCAGUCCUGGGCGUUUGUCCCGCGGACUAACAUUGAGUAUCGCGCUGGUACGGAUGGAAACAGCGCCGUUUGGAAGGUCCUCGAUUUCGAAGGGCUGCGAGCGACGGGAACGCUGCGCGGGUACGAGUCCUCACCGGGGGUGAUGCGCGAGUUUUGUGGCGGCUGCGGCGCGACGGUAUUUUGGCACGACCGCUGGCGGCCGGAGCUGAUUGAUGGCUCUGGCAUCAUCGUCAUCAAGGAGAACCUCAGCACCACCGACGUCGACGUCUUUGACGAUGAGGACAGCAGUCUGGUGUCACCAGACGCGACGUUUCGGCGCAUCUUUGAGGAGGCCGGCAUCUCCCUUGUCAGGACGGACCUGCAGCGUGGGUUCCCAGAGGUGCCGCCAGUUACACUGCUUCCGGUCAGGAUGUACGCACUCAAGCCCUGA